Cladocopium goreaui is the source of this 357-nucleotide messenger RNA. The record is from the annotation of a GenBank genome assembly. NCBI's taxonomy places the organism in Eukaryota, Dinophyceae, Suessiales, Symbiodiniaceae.
AUGGCGCCUAGGUUUGAGUUUGGCACUCACUUGGUACUUUGCUUCGGCGGAGCUGGCUUUUAUGGUCAGUAUGCCGAGAAAUGGAAGGAGGACCCCAAUGAUGAACGAUGGAAGGGUCGGAAGUUCGAGUGGUUUUUCACCGAGAAGGAGGAGGAUAUCAAGUUGUCCAGCCUGCCGCGACCUGGAUUUCUCCCACCCGAAUUCUGGGAGGCCUUCUAUGAGAAGGGCGUCUUCAUUGCGCUCUUCCAAGCCGCCACACUGAUUGGUGGCUUUGUGGUGAUUUUCCUCUUCGCUCCCUACGCUCUGAACGCCAUCUUGGGAGCCUUGCUUGGGGUAGCACCUCCAUCGGCAAGUUGA